UAUUGGUCAGAGUAUCAUGCCAGUCUCCUUAGAACGCACAAUAUAGUACCGCCCCUGGUGCGGUUCCUUAAAAAAGUCUGGGUAUUUGUCGGUUCAUUUUGUAUAUUUCUGGUGUUAGUACAUUAUGUGUAUGGAGCUGUUCAUUUGUCAAUUUAAGCACGGAAAUGCAUUUAUGUAAAAUUGUGGGAUUUAAAUUUUGUUGAGUAACUAGAAUACGCCCCGGGAUUUUCUAUUAUACUCAGAGACUCUGUUAGCUAGUUGGCUAAAUGGAGAGCGCGCGGUGGGCUUUCCGCUGCGGCUCGUGGACGCCGAGCUCGGGCCAAUGGCUGUUCGCCGCUCGCUGCAUUCAGCGCGAGGAGAAAGAGCGAAUCGGGCGGUUCAUGUUCGCCAGAGACGCCAAGUUCGCCAUGGUACGAGCGGGCUUCUGCCGUAGUGGUUCUGUGCCACACUUCUUCCACAUCAUGAGGAGACAGUUUACUGACCAUGAAUGGGCGGUCAUCCAGGGGGCGGGGUCAGAGUGGACCCAACUGGAUAUGUUCUACAGACACUGGGUAACCAUGGUGACCUCUGACCACCACACAUUGCCGUACACUUGCCACAAAAUUCUACCGCAUAUAAUAGGUAAUUGGGUGUCGAGGCUCCUGCUCUUGUCGGGGUCACUGAUGGCAAACGGGUCUAAGCAGAGGCGGCAGAGAUGCAGAGAUGUCAAUGGUAAACCUCAUGAAACCCUUACAGGUGUUCACACUGGGACAGAGAAUGAUACCCUGUGGGGCUGGAUGAUGGCCCCCUCAGUUCAGAAAGCACUCUGUGUGAAGCAGGCAGAAAAAAAGCCUUUUGGACGUCCAGUUGCCGAUGUUGCCAUACAGGAGGAUGACUGGACCUCCAAGAUCUCCCCGCCCCAGCAGUUCACCCUGCUGACCUUUGACGACCUCAUCUCCGGAGCCGUUCCCCUGGCGGAUGAGGAUGUACAGUACUGGGAGGAUUUCCAGAAGAAGGUGGACGCCCCGCCCCAGCCUGCUGGCCCCUCUCACUGAGCCUCACUGUCAACACACCUGACCUUGACCACUCAGCCCACCAUACGGGUCAAAAUGAACCCUCUGGACCAUUUCGGGGAGCUAAGGGCCUUUUGCUCGUGGCCAUUCUGCCGAGUAUGGGAUCCAAAACAGCAACCUUCUGAUCACAAGCCUAAUAGGCUGAGCCACACACCACGCAGUUAUGCAGCAGUACAAAAUGGUGUUCCGCAGGACUGCAGUGCAACAAACACAAAUGACAAAGGGUGGGGUUCACAGCUUAAAGAGCAACAAACAGGACAGUGUGACACAGGGGAGCUGGGCACCAGUGUUUGUUACUAUGAGGUGAGCAGGCUCAGGGCACCAUAGAAGGUUCUGUUAUUGAGUUCAUGUAGCUUCUGCCUUGCAUGUGCCUCCCUGAUGCUCCCACCCAGAACAGGCCUGCUUUAUGUUGGGAGGGAACCGCCAAUCUUAAAUGACAGGGUCAUGGUCCACAGAUGACAUAACCUGGAGUUCUCUGGAAGUCACAAAUCUUAUCUGUGAUACGUUAUUUGCAUUUCGAUUAAGGUCAUGAUUUAUGUAGAUCCUACGUAAAGUGACCACUCUGUGUAUAAUCUAAGAAUCGGAGGAGGAAUGGUAUCACACUUAAGUCCAAUAUUUCAUUAAUGUUUCAUGUCGGGGAUCGUUGAGUGGCUUGGCGGGUUAGGAAUCUGUGCUCGUGGUUGGAUGGGUACCGGUUUGAAUCCCAGGCCUGAAGCCACUGUUGGGUCCCUACACAAGACCCUUAACCCCCAGCUCCAGGGGUAUUGCACUGUGACCCCCCAAGCUUGAUCUCAACCUGUUUGCUGGUCAUGGAGAGCAAGAAGGGGUAGGUGAAAGACAGUUUCCCCAUGGGAUCAGUAAAGUUAUUCUGUUUUACAUUUAUUUCUCUGGCAGACACUUUUAAGGCAAUUAGCGGAGGGGAGGGGAGGGGAGGGGGGUUCACUACUUAUAGAGCAAAACACAGGACAGUGCGAAACUGUGGCUGGACACCAAUGAAUGUUACUAUAGGGUGAGCUCAGUCCACCAUAGAAGGCACUGUCAGGUAGGGAGGUCUUCACGAACGUGUCAAAUCAUGUGGAUUUCAGUUUGUCUCUACUUGACUGACGCUUCCACCCAGAAGAACAUGUAUGGUCUACGUUUGUGUGAGAGAACCGCCCGCCCAUAAAUAAGUGUCAUAUUCCACCGAAGCCAUUACCAGCUGCAGUUCUCUGGAAGUCAUAAAUUUUAUCUUUAUCUGUUGCCUGACCCAGCCCCUGGGCACAAAUAACAGCUCAGUGCAACAGCAGUGUACAGAAAGGCUCCUCUAAAUGCCCACUAAAGUGGUUCUGUGUUCGGGCCUAUGUAAAGAAACCCCCCAGUGUGUAUAACCUAAGAAUCUAAGAAGGAUUUCUGAGCAAUAGUUUACAAUAUCAAAAGUCCAAUAUUUCAUUAAUGUUUUAUGUUGGAGAUCGUUGAGUGACUUGGUGGGUUAGGAAUCUGUGCUUGUGGUUGGAUGGGUGCCGGUUUGAAUCCCAGGGGUAUUGCACUGUGACCCCCAACCUUGAUCCCAACUUGUAUGUAUGUCUCUAUCAUAGAGAGCAAGGGCUAGGCGGGAUCAAUAAAGUAUUGACUUUCUGUUGUA
Molecule: messenger RNA, 2673 nt
Organism: Paramormyrops kingsleyae
Lineage: Eukaryota; Metazoa; Chordata; Actinopteri; Osteoglossiformes; Mormyridae
Source: RefSeq, a predicted model, not a curated record